AUGACUACAGGACCAGUACAAAAAUUACAUCAACUAUGGUCCCAUUAUACACAGCUUUCAUUAGCAGGUAAAGGAUCAUCAAGUAUAGAAGAAUAUAGAUUAUUAAUAAAACGUAUACAGAGUCUAAAACAUAUUCUACAAUGUCUACCAAAUAUUGUAGAUUUAGACCUUAACGGAGAAAUAGAAAUAUUGUUAGUAAGAUUAGAGAAGACUAAUCAGACCUUGAUACAGAGUGAACCAGGUCGUGGUGGAGGUGCGUUCGAAUGGAUUGAUAGUCUACUAGUUAAAGCUUUGAUAUCUGGACAUUGGUUAUUGAUAGAUAACGUUAAUUUCUGCAGUGCCAGUGUUCUAGAUAGACUAAAUGCGUUAUUAGAACCAGGAGGUGUGUUGAGUGUUAAUGAAAGAGGUGUUAUUGAUGGACAGAUACCCACUAUUAAACCGCACCCUAAUUUCAGAUUGUUUCUAGCUAUGGACAGUAAAUAUGGUGAGAUAUCUAGAGCUAUGAGAAAUAGAGGAGUAGAAAUUUAUAUACCAGGAGAGGUUGAUGGUUGUACAUAUAGUAGACUAGACAUACUAUCAAUGUUAGAGGGUAUCGGUAUACGUAGUUACAGCAUCAAACAUUGGCUAAUAUCAGUACAUGACAGUGUUAAACAGGAACUACCAUACACAGAGAAGCCUACUAUAACUGACCUACUGCGAUGUGGUGUAGUUGUUAAACAGCAGUUAGAUAAAGGAAUGCCUUUAAUACAAUCCUUACAACAGGCAGCUCAUGAUGUUUACUUACGUAGUUUGAAGACAAAUUCCAGUAAAAAGAUUGCUGCAGAGAUCAUACAGAAUUCUUGUAAUGGUUUCAAUAUAAACCUGUCAACAGACGACUCUCAGAAUGAUCUGGUACCUCUAGUGUGGCCUGGAACAUCAGAAUUAAAUGAAAAUAUUACAUUGUUUAACACCUGUCAGGCUUCAGGAGUUCUCUCCCAUUUCAUCAAUAAAUACACAACAUUACAAAACUUGCAUCACCAAUCAAGUACAGGUGAAAUCAACACCACAAUCCAUUCACUAACGACAGCCUUUAGAAUAUUCCUGUCAGAUACAUCCCAUAAUAGUAUAAAAUUUAACCAGACCUGGCUUGAGGUGUUGGUACGACAUCUGAACCUACCAGAAGACAAUAUACAGGGGGAAUAUGGAUUCAGUGUAUCAAGGUUUAUAUCAUUAUUACCUGUCUUGUACAGUAAAUGUUGUCAACUGAUGUUUAAUGGUACAGUCAAUAGGAAAUAUCUACAUUUGAUAGAAAAACUUGGCACAAAACAAGGUAUAAAUAUAUUACUAGAGGAACCAUGGGACAUAGAAAAUAACAAACAAAUAUUGGAUAAAAUACGACUUCAACAUCUAGAGAUAGACAGUUUUAACACUGAGAUUGUCAUAAUGGACAAGGUUUUACACAGAUUUUAUAUGUUGAUGGAUGUUGGCAUAAUUCUCAGUAAAUGUACAAAAUGGCUGACUUUCUUAGAAGAUCAAUCUGUUAAAGCAAGACGGACCGUCAUCAGUCGAUCAUUUUCAUUUUUCUUUCAAUUGCAUGCUCCGCAUUGGAUUAUCAACAUGUUGGAAAAAGACCGACUUGAGAUUUUUGUGUCCUUGUGUGCCCAUGCCAAUUGGUGA
Lottia gigantea (owl limpet) is the source of this 1656-nucleotide messenger RNA. RefSeq lists its product as hypothetical. The coding region runs from base 1 to 1656 and encodes 551 amino acids. Lineage: Eukaryota; Metazoa; Mollusca; Gastropoda; Lottiidae. The record is from RefSeq and is a predicted model, not a curated record. Gene Ontology annotation, cellular component: preribosome, large subunit precursor. Gene Ontology annotation, molecular function: ATP binding; ATP hydrolysis activity. Gene Ontology annotation, biological process: rRNA processing; ribosomal large subunit assembly. The transcript is spliced from 11 exons.